This is a messenger RNA of Miniopterus natalensis, 2370 nucleotides long. The record is from RefSeq and is a predicted model, not a curated record. NCBI's taxonomy places the organism in Eukaryota, Metazoa, Chordata, Mammalia, Chiroptera, Miniopteridae.
GCUCCCUCGUUCAGUCGACACAAACCUGAAUGCCACUCGGCCCUCCACGGCACACGCAGCAAACCAAACGGAACCGGCACCCUGGGCCCUCGUGCAGCCCGUGGAUCGAGUUGUUGGCCGCCUAUCCUGAGGGCCUGGGAUUGAUUGGAAAACCAGUCCUCUAUCCUUGGAGGGCCCCAGUCCAGUCCAGUUGCCCCAAGCGAAACUUGGCUUCGAGCUUCCACGUUGGACAUCCAUUCAGCUCGCAAGCUGCUGAGGACCAGAAGGAGGAGCCCCUACAUUCCAUUAUCAGCAGCACAGAGACUGUACAGGGUUCCGUUUCCAAACAUGAGUUCCAGGCUGAGACAAAGAAGCUUCUGGACAUUGUUGCCCGCUCCUUGUACUCAGAAAAAGAGGUGUUUAUACGGGAGCUGAUCUCCAAUGCUAGCGAUGCCUUGGAAAAACUGCGUCACAAGCUGGUGUCUGAAGGCCAAACGCUGCCAGAAAUGGAGAUUCAUUUGCAGACGGACACUGAGAAAGGCACCAUCACAAUCCAGGACACUGGCAUCGGGAUGACACAAGAAGAGUUGGUGUCCAACCUGGGAACGAUUGCCAAGUCGGGGUCUAAGGCCUUUCUGGAUGCACUGCAGAACCAGGCAGAGGCCAGCAGCAAGAUCAUUGGCCAGUUUGGAGUGGGUUUCUACUCGGCUUUCAUGGUGGCCGACAGAGUUGAGGUCUAUUCCCGCUCAGCCAGCCCAGGCAGCCCUGGUUACCAGUGGCUUUCAGACGGCUCCGGAGUAUUUGAAAUUGCUGAAGCCUCAGGAGUUAGAACUGGGACCAAAAUCAUCAUCCACCUCAAGUCAGACUGCAGAGAGUUUGCCAGCGAGGCCCGAGUGCAAGAUGUGGUGACAAAAUAUAGUAAUUUCGUCAGCUUCCCCUUGUACCUUAAUGGAAAACGUAUCAAUACCUUGCAGGCCAUCUGGAUGAUGGACCCCAAGGACGUGGGCCAGUGGCAGCACGAGGAAUUCUACCGCUACAUCGCUCAGGCCUAUGACAAGCCCCGCUACACUCUGCACUACAAGACAGACGCCCCUCUCAAUAUCCGCAGCAUCUUCUAUGUGCCGGAAACAAAACCAUCAAUGUUUGAUGUGAGCCGGGAGCUGGGCUGCAGCGUCUCUUUGUACAGCCGCAAAGUCCUCAUCCAGACCAAGGCCACUGAUAUCCUGCCAAAGUGGCUGCGUUUCGUUCGAGGUGUGGUGGACAGUGAGGACAUCCCCCUGAACCUCAGCCGGGAGCUCCUCCAGGAAAGCGCUCUAAUCAGGAAACUCCGGGACGUUCUACAACAGAGGCUAAUAAAAUUCUUCGUUGACCAGAGUAAAAAAGAUGCUGAGACAUAUGCCAAGUUCUUUGAAGAUUAUGGCCUGUUCAUGAGAGAGGGCAUUGUGACCACUGCUGAACAGGAGGUCAAGGAGGAUAUUGCGAAGCUGUUGCGAUAUGAGUCCUCGGCACUGCCCUCUGGGCAGCUGACCAGUCUCAUGGACUAUGCCAGCCGCAUGCAGGCCGGCACCCGCAACAUCUACUACCUGUGCGCCCCCAACCGGCACCUGGCUGAGCACUCACCCUACUAUGAGGCCAUGAAGCAGAAAAACACAGAGGUUCUCUUCUGCUAUGAGCAGUUUGAUGAGCUGACCUUGCUUCACCUUCGUGAGUUUGACAAGAAGAAGCUCAUAUCUGUGGAAACGGACAUUGUUGUCGAUCACUACAAGGAGGAGAAGUUUGAGGACAGGUCCCCAGCUGAUGACCGCCUGUCAGAAAAGGAGAUGGAGGACCUGAUGGCCUGGAUGAGAAAUGCACUGGGGCCGCGUGUCACCAAUGUGAAGGUGACUCUUCGACUGGACACCCACCCUGCCAUGGUCACCGUGCUGGAGAUGGGGGCUGCCCGGCACUUCCUGCGCAUGCAGCAGCUGGCCAAGACCCAGGAGGAGCGCGCUCAGCUCUUACAGCCCACCCUGGAGAUCAACCCCAGGCACACGCUGAUCAAGAAGCUCAGCCAGCUGAGAGAGAGCGAGCCUGACCUGGCCCAGCUGCUUGUCGAGCAGAUCUAUGAGAACGCCAUGAUCGCAGCAGGGCUUGUCGAUGACCCCCGACCCAUGGUGAGCCGCCUGAACAGCCUGCUUGUCAAGGCCCUGGAGCGACACUGAUGGUGAAGCACAGCAGCUGUGAGAGCCCCACAUCUUCCCUGCAGUGUUAGGGCUCAAGGGGAGGUCACAAUGGAACUGUGUGCUUCUGCCGUGGGAAGAGGAGCCGAGAAGGAAUGACUGGAUGCCACCAAUGAGAACACCCCCUUUUGAGCUUUAUUUACUUAAAUUAAAAGGUAUUUCUUAAUCUAAA